Linnemannia hyalina is the source of this 1704-nucleotide messenger RNA. The record is from the annotation of a GenBank genome assembly. Lineage: Eukaryota; Fungi; Mortierellomycota; Mortierellomycetes; Mortierellales; Mortierellaceae.
AUGACCUUCCCAUCGUUGCUCUCCGAUCAUGAGCAGAGGGCCUUCUCAGAGUUUCUCAACCAGCUGGCGCAGGAAGACAAUACCGGACAACCAAAAGUCGAUGGACUCAGCGGCCCCGGUGGUGUUGAUCCCACUUUGACACAACAGCAGCAGCAACAACUUCAACUCCAGCUUCAGCACCACCUCCACCUCCGUCAACUCCAACAACAGCACCAGCAGCAACAACAGCAGCAAAACGGACUCCCUGGGCUGCCAAGGAUGCAGAGUGCUCCUUCCCUCCUUCCCCCACCCAUGGCGCUGGACCCCUCAGCUGCCCAGGCUCAGCAGCAACGCGACUGGAUUCAACAAAUCAGCUCCAACCCUCUUCUGGCUCCCGGUGGCGUUAUCAACCCCCAUGCUAUGAGUCAAGCCAUGCUGCAGAACCCGCUUCUUAUGGCCCAGGCUAACGCCAUCUCUCAAGCCAUGGUACUCGCUCAGCAGCAGCAGCAGCUCCAGCUCCAGCAGCUCCAGCAACAUCAGCAACAGCAGGCGCAACAUCAACAACAACAUCAUUUCCAACAGCAGCACCUUCAACAGCAACAACAGCAUGACAACCAUGGACACAAUCUUCACCACUCUAUGCAACAACAACAACCUCAACAUUCACACCCUUUCCAGCAACAGUCUCACCCUAUGGCAGCACCUCCUCCACCCCACAACCAGCAACAGCAACCUUACCCUAGUCAACAACAGUACCAACAACAGCAACAAUACCAACAAGACCAUCACUCCAACAAUGACCCUAUGUCACCCACUAGUGAAUCCGGAGCGCCUCAGCAAAUGGCAUCGAAACCGGCUGCGAAGCGGAAAUCAAAGUCAGAGGCUCCUUCCAAUGAACCUACUGGACUGGAGAACGGCUCUGCCUCUCCUCGGCCUUCAAGCCCGCUCCCUCCAUCCACCCCUCUUCGUGGGCAGCCUUCUCCAGUAGAGUCUAUGGGAAUGAACGGUAAUUCGACACAACUUUCCAGGCAGGAGAGCGAUACCGACAACACCCCAGCGCCACCCACCAAAAAGGCAGCUCGUCGCAAGGGAUCAAUGGCAAAGUCUAUGUCCAUGGAUUCUUCAUCAGGCCUUGUGGUCAAAUCGCCUCAUCGCUCCAGUCGGGAUGGGUUUGAUCCUAUGCAGGGAACUCCUAGAAAGAAGGGCAAGAGCGACUCUAUCAGCAAACUCGGUCUCUCACCAUCUCAACAGAAUGCCCUUGUCAACGGAAACUCGAGCGACAUUAACCAAUUCAAGGAAGAAAGCGUCGAGGCGGAAUCGAAGCAGGAAGCUGGCAGCCCAUCGCCAUCAAUACAGCAACAACACGACUCGGUGUCGCCCGCUCCCUCACAGUCGACACCAGCAUCGUCAAAACCCGGCACCAAAAAGCUUCCCCAUGAGCUUCUGACCGAGGCUGAGAAGAAGGCCAACCAUAUCGCCUCUGAGCAGAAGCGGCGACAAAACAUUCGUGUCGGAUUCGACUCUUUAGUGGAGAUCGUUCCUACCCUGAGCGACUGUCAUCGAAGUGAGGCUGUCAUUUUGCAAAAAUCUGUCGAUUACAUCCAUCGAUUGCUGAACCAGAAGAAUGAAUUGAAGAGCAGAGUCCGAGAAUUGCAAACGCACUUGGGUGAUCCUUUGGACGAUGUUGACUCAGGAUCUGACAUGGAAGUUGAGCAAUACGAAUAA